AAAGGCUACGAACGCAAUCAACAGUCUUCGUGCCAGAAGGUACAAGAAUGUUAGAGAGCUCAUGGAUACCGUAGAACGUCUGCUCGUGGUACCUGGUGCGCGCUAUGACCAGCAUGUACUCCUCACAGAUUACCUUAGAUGUCUGCCUUCAGAGGUUAGGACAAAGCUGGUAGACGAGGCCUAUGUCGAACAACACAACUUCGCUUCCUUCAGCAAGAAGGUCUUAGACAUAGAGGCAAAGUUGGGAUCUGUGGAUCAGAGUCAGGGAGAUGGUAGGAAGAAGAGACUUUUCCAUGACUGGAAGAAGAAAGGUCAACUAAUGUUCGUCGACCACAAUGGUCAGGCGACAAAAAUUGAUGACUUCCCAGACCUUGGGGAGGACACAGAGCACGAUGGGGCCAGCGAGACUUCGGAUGGGGGAGUCGUGGCACCCAUCAAAGAAAAGGCUAGGGGGACCGGGAAGAAGAACGUUGGCCAGUCUACGGGUCAGGGCGACCAACGAACGCCCGCAUGGGUGAAACUUGGUUUAGAGUAUGAGGUGUGGAGGGACCGAGUUGCUAGGGAGGCAAAGUUGAGGUUGGCAGAGGUGGAUGUGAGGUGGGCGGAUGUGAGGUGGGCGGGGGUGAGCAUAGGUGGAGGCAGUAGCGGAGGAGAACUGGCGGGGGAAUGCCGAGGGAGAAGUGGCAGAGGAAUCCCAAGGGGUGGGGGGAGGCGGAGGGGAGGGGACCGGCGAGCGGAGGUGGAGGUGAGGUGGCACCCGAGCGGAGAAGAGGUGGGUGGAGGCAGGGAGGAGAUAUGGGCAGUGGCGGAGGGGAGGUGGGUGAAGGCGGAGAGGAGAUGGCAGGAGAAGGCGGAGGGGAGGUGGGCGGAGGUGGAGGCGAGGUGGGCGUCCGGCGGAGAAGAGUUGGGCGGAGGCGGAGAGGAGAUGGUGGGCGGAGGCCGAGAGGAGAUGGUGGGCGGUGGUGGAGGGGAGAUGGCUGGAGGAGGCGGAAGGGAGGUGGGGGGUGGCGGAAAGCGGGAGCCUGUGGCGGAGUCGAGGUGGGCAGCCCGUUGGACGGAAAGCACCGCCCUGCAACGGGCCACAGCGUCGCCCUGCAACGGGCCCUAUUUCCAACGGGCGUGCCGAUCCAGGCACGCCCGUGGUCCUACCGGCCUGACGGUUCGGAUUUCCGCGCGAUCUUAAGACUUUAAGAUUGCGCAACAAUCCAGGCCGUCCGGCAAAGCGGAUGGUAUGGAUCGCUGUGCGAUCUUAAAGUCUUAAAGUCUUAAGAUCG
Chara braunii is the source of this 1274-nucleotide messenger RNA. Lineage: Eukaryota; Viridiplantae; Streptophyta; Charophyceae; Charales; Characeae. The record is from the annotation of a GenBank genome assembly.